AUUCUAUCAACCGGAUCGUCCUGAAAGACUGCAGAAUCACUGAAAUGGCCACAGUCACGGAAGAGAUCCAGAUCGGAGAGCUCUCAGUGGAUGGGCAACAGUCGGAAGGCUGGGUCGCUUUCGAGUCGUUCGAGCUCCCUACGUCUAAUCAGCGUCUACUUGGACCUCCUCACCCAAAGGGGACCGUAAUCCCACUUGCAUUGCGUCCUUCGCGGGAGACCUCCGCUGAAGUUACCCUCGAUGGUGUUAUCGCCACUAUCGAAUCUCUUCAAAGAAAAGAUAACAGCCUCACGAGGCAUCUCGCACGCCAUGGAACCAUUCUCUUCCGUGACUUGCCUAUUCAGAAUGCAGAGGACUUCAGCAAAUUCGCUCACGCAUUCGGCUACAAACCACACGAAAUUAUUGGUAUUGUGGUUGAUAGACCCCUGCUCGCACCUAAUGUGGCGCCGGCCAAUGAAGCACCCAAGGAAGUUCUCAUCUACAACCACAACGAGUCUCCACAAGUCUCUCACGCACCAGAAUACGUCUUCUUUUAUGGCCAUCGUGCGCCAAUGCAGGGCGGUGAAUCGCCAAUCUCCUCUUCCUUCGAGCUCUUCAACCGCGCCCAGCGUGAGAUCCCAGACUUCAUCGACGAAUUAGCCGAGAAAGGCGUCCUCAGUCGCGUGACUUAUAAGCUUGAGCAACAGUUUGCAGGCGGCUCGACACUGCGUCAGGCCUUCGGAAAGGAGUUCCAGUCAGGUGAUGAUGAAGAAACCAAGCGUCGCAAGGUGGAGGCUCAGAUUGCGCGCUACGGACGCGGGGAAUACACGACCUGGGAAUGGUCAAAAGACGACGACGGCCAGACGCAGCUGGUUCUCACACACCGCCUCCCUGCUAUUCGGACGCAGCCGGAAUCCAACCUUCCCACGCUCUUUACAGGACUGGCGGCGUAUUGGAAGAGAGGGCAGGUCAAGUCGGGUGCACGGAGAAACGACACGCAGCAGCUCUUCGGGGACGGCACGCCGAUUCCAGACAAGUAUCUGGCGCACUUGACUAAGAUCACAGACGAGAUCCGGGUACUGCAUCGUUGGGAGAAGGGCGAUGUGCUGGUGUUUGAUAAUAUUGUGGCGCAGCAUGGUCGGGAGCCGUGGCUUGGGGAGCAGUCGGAUCGCGUGGUUAUGGCGAGCUUGUUUGAUGGGGCAGCUGUGCCCGGGGCGUAUGGGUUUGGGGACUGGGCCCAGGUGGUGCAGGCUGCGGAGUAGUUCUAGAUUUGGUGGAGUGAGUGG
Molecule: messenger RNA, 1265 nt
Organism: Aspergillus uvarum CBS 121591
Lineage: Eukaryota; Fungi; Ascomycota; Eurotiomycetes; Eurotiales; Aspergillaceae
Product: Clavaminate synthase-like protein
Exons: 1
Coding region: 45-1241 (398 amino acids)
Molecular function (GO): oxidoreductase activity
Source: RefSeq, a predicted model, not a curated record